UUUUUUACUUUGUUAGGGCCGUUUCUGUUAUUCUAUUUUUCCAUGUUUUGAUUCUAGUUGCUGCAUUAAAAUAAUUCAAUUUAAUUAGUUUAUUUCAAUAAUGUGAAAAUGAUUUCCAAGUGGAAAGGAGUCAUAUCAAUCAAAUUUAACCAGGAUCAAAGCUGUUUCACUUGUUGUACCGAAUCUGGUCCACGAGUUUACAACAUAGAUCCAUUGGUGGAGAAAUGUAGAUUCACUGAUGUCGGAAGUAUGUCUCAGUGCGAGAUGCUAUACCGAACUAAUUUACUAGCUAUGGUGGCAGGAGGCUCUUGCCCGAAAUAUGUCGACAAUACCGUAUUAGUUUACGAUGAUAUCAGUAAACAAUUUGUUUUGGAGUUAGUUUUCAAAGUUCCAGUUAAAGCUGUUAGAUUAAGAAGAGAUAAAAUUGUUGUUGCUACUCUUCAUCAAGUAUGUGUAUUUUCAUUUCCUGCUCCGACUCAGCAUCUGUUCACGUUUGAAACUCGUUUGAAUAAACAUGGCCUGUGUGAAGUCAGUCCAUUACUGACAGCUGAUCGGCACUUGGUUGCUUUCCCUGCUCACAAAGUAGGUAGUGUUCAGCUGGUGGAUUUAUGCAGUACUGAUGUGGGAUCAUCUAGUGCUCCUGUUACUAUAAAUGCCCAUCAAACGGAGUUGGUAUGUUUGGCUAUUAACCAAAAAGGUACUAUGCUGGCAACAGCCAGUUCCAAAGGAACUUUAAUCAGAGUAUGGGAUACUAGCAAAAGACAUUUGCUACAUGAGCUUAGACGAGGUUCUGAUCAGGCUUUGCUUUAUUGUAUCAAUUUCAGUCAAAGUUCAGAUUUUUUAUGUUGCGCCAGUGAUAAAGGAACCGUCCACAUUUUUGCUCUCAAAGAUCCAAAAUUAAAUAAAAAAUCAAGCUUGUCGAAAAUUGGAUUUCUCGGUACAUACGUCGAGUCUCAGUGGGCAUUCGCGAAUUUUACGGUUCUACCAGAAUGUGCCUGUAUUUGCGCAUUCAGUUCGAAAAAUUCAGUUAUUGCAAUAUGUGUUGAUGGAACAUUUCAUAAAUAUGUAUUCAAUACAGACGGGAGCUGCAAUAGAAAUACCUUUGAUGUUUUCCUAGAUGAUUUUCUUGAUGAAGACUGUUAGAUUUUUUUGUGCUUGAGCACAGUGAGAAGUAAUGCAAAUUGUAUUUAUGUGUUUAUAUCAUUGAUCUUGUACUUCGUAAUUAAUAUUUUUAUUCUUAUGUAGCUUAGUGUAAAGUGAUUUUAUAUGUAUUACUUUUUUGAAAUUUUACGUUACGAGUCAUGUCAGUCGAUCUGUGGUAGCUCGUGUCUAUUCAGUUUUACCUUACAUUUGUUUUUACUCUUCAUUCAAUUUUUUUUACGAACAGCUGUAUUUCAUUUCGUUGAUACGUGAUUCAUUUUUGUACAACCAAGUUACCAGAUCGUAUGCCUAAAGUGAUAAUUUUAUUUUUGUAAUACUUUCCGUAAUAAAUAUUUUAAAUACUCGUA
Molecule: messenger RNA, 1508 nt
Organism: Planococcus citri (citrus mealybug)
Lineage: Eukaryota; Metazoa; Arthropoda; Insecta; Hemiptera; Pseudococcidae
Product: WD repeat domain phosphoinositide-interacting protein 4-like
Exons: 7
Coding region: 109-1143 (344 amino acids)
Biological process (GO): protein localization to phagophore assembly site; protein lipidation; autophagy of mitochondrion
Cellular component (GO): extrinsic component of membrane; phagophore assembly site membrane; cytosol
Molecular function (GO): protein binding; phosphatidylinositol-3-phosphate binding; phosphatidylinositol-3,5-bisphosphate binding
Source: RefSeq, a predicted model, not a curated record